AACACAUGUAUACUUGUUCGCAACAAAUAGUAGGGCCUAUACCAAGUAUUAAAUCAAUGCGUUGUUUUUAGACUACGAUGUUGCUGAACGUAUUGUUAGGGUGGCUGACGCUAGCAAUUUUUGUAGCUAGUUCGACUGUCGCCAGAAUUGUAUCUACUGUUGAUCAAACUUUUCUUUUACAGGACGGGGACAGUGAUUUUCUGUUUGAUUCAUUUCCAGAAGACUUUGUUUGGGCCGUAGCCACAGCUGCAUACCAAAUUGAAGGCGCUUGGAAUGAAGAUGGAAAAGGUGAAAGUAUAUGGGAUGUGUUCACAAGUGAACCUGGUAAAGUGGACAAUGGUGACAAUGGUCGAGUCGCCUGUGACAGCUAUCACAAGUACAAGGAAGAUGUCCAGUUGUUAAAACAGCUUGGAGUCACUCACUACAGAUUUUCCAUCGCCUGGACUCGUAUCUUACCUGAUGGUACAACAAAAUCAAUUAACCAGCUUGGAUUAGACUAUUAUCACAGGUUGAUUGCCGAACUUAAGUCUAACGGGAUAGAACCUAUGAUAACACUUUAUCAUUGGGACUUGCCUCAGGCAUUGGAACUCAAGGGUGGUUGGCUAAAUGAGGACACAAUCGAACAUUUCAAAAACUUUGCAGAUCUUUGUUUUAGAGAGUAUGGCUCAGAGGUAAAAUUGUGGAUUACUUUGAAUGAACCAUGGGUGGUCUCAAACCUGGGUUAUGGGGUUGACCAGAUGGCUCCAGGUCACUGGGGUCCUGGAACCAAUGUGUACAUAGUUGCUCAUAACCUCAUCAAAGCUCAUGUGUCUGUGUACAAACUCUAUAACAGCACAUACAGAUCACUUAGUCCUAGUGGGCAAGGUCAAAUUGGAAUUACUCUAGAUAUUCAUAAUGACAUGCCCAAAAACAGAUCAAAUUCUGAUGAUGUUGAAGCAGCGGAAAGAGGCAGACAGUUUCGAUUUGGUUGGUUUGCAAGCCCCAUUCUUCUGACAGGAGACUAUCCAGAUGUAAUGAAAACACAAAUAGCCAAUAAAAGCAGGAUGUUAGGUCAGCAAACCAGAUUGCCAACAUUCACUGCUGAGGAGAUAAGGAACAAUAAAGGUUCAGCUGACUUUGUUGGAAUUAAUUAUUAUAUGUCCAUGUACGCUACACCAGCCAUCUUACCCUAUGAUCCACCUAGUUAUGAGAAUGAUAUGGACAUCAAAAGAGAGAUAGAUCCUGCUUGGGUUGGGUCAGGCUCAUCAUGGCUGUAUAGUGUACCCUUGGGUUUUCGUGAGAUUUUAAAUUGGAUUAAAACAACAUACAACAAUGUUCCGGUUUACAUCACUGAAAAUGGUGUUUCUGACAGAAAUGGUACCCUCAGAGAUGCUCACAGAAUUACAUACUAUAGACAGCAUAUUAAUCAAUUAUUGAAAGCCAUAAAACUUGAUGGCUGUGAUGUCAGAGGCUACACAGCUUGGUCGCUGAUGGACAAUUUUGAGUGGGCCAGAGGUUACUCAGAGAGAUUUGGCUUGUACCAUGUGAACUUUAAUGAUCCAAAUAAGACUAGAACACCCAAAGCCUCUGCUCAGUUCUAUGCUAAUCUAAUAAGAGAUAAUGGAUUUAAAAAAGGUUACAGUGGUAAGGGAGGCCAAUCUACUGGCAUUGUCUACAAAGAAAAUGACUUUGAAGUACUUUAUGAUCAGUUUCCUGAUGACUUUGCUUGGUCCACAGCAACAUCAGCAUAUCAGAUUGAAGGGGCUUGGAACAUUGAUGGUAAGGGUCCUAGUAUCUGGGAUACAUGGGCUCAUGCUGGAAAAAUAGUUAACAAUGACACAGGCGAUGUUACCUGCGACAGUUAUCACAAAUACAAAGAGGAUGUACAACUGCUGAAAAAUUUAGGAAUAACUCAUUAUCGUUUUUCCAUUUCUUGGUCUCGAGUGAUGGCUGAUGGCACUCCAAAUACCAUAAAAGAAGCUGGAUUACAGUAUUACAGUAAUGUCAUUGAUGAGCUUCUGGCCAAUAAUAUACAACCAAUGAUCACUUUGUAUGUCUGGGAUCUUCCUCAAGCCUUACAAGACAAAGGUGGUUGGUUAAAUGCCAGCAUACAGGAAAAUUUUGUUGAGUACAGUCGACUAUGUUUUCAGAGGUUUGGAGACCGGGUAAAAAAAUGGUUAACAUUCAAUGAGCCUCCUAUCAUUGCUAUCAAUGGCUAUGGUGAUGGUGAUAUGGCACCAGGUCACAAAGACCCUGGCAGUGGAGUCUACAUUGUAGGUCAUAAUGUGAUUUUAGCACAUGCAAAGACGUAUAGGAUGUAUGAGCUGGAGUUCAAGACUCUACAAAAAGGUGAAGUGGGAAUAAUAAUAAAUCUAGACUGGCCAGAACCAUUGGAUGCUCUGAAUGUUGAAGAUAUGGAUGUAACAGAACGAAGUAUAAAUUUUUAUGGUGGCUGGUUUGGACAUCCAAUAUUUAUUAAUGGAGACUACCCAGAGGUUAUGAAAGAAAGAAUAGCAGAAAGAAGCAAAUCACAAGGAUUGUCGCACAGUCGUUUGCCUGAAUUUACAGAUGAAGAAAAGCAUAUUAUAAAUGGUUCUGCUGAUUUUUUUGGUUUAAAUUUUUACACCUCUGUGUAUGUCACUAAUGAUCCCCAAGUCCCAUCCAAUCCACCAAAUUAUUACAAUGAUGAAGAAAUCAGAAGUGAAACUGCUCCUAAUUGGAUUGGGUCUGGAUCAUCCUGGUUAAAAGUGACUCCAUUUGGUAUUCGUAAAAUCUUAAACUGGCUCAAGUACAACUAUAACAAUGUCCCAGUUUACAUCACAGAGAAUGGUAUUAGUGACCGCAAUGGUACACUACAUGAUUGGCAUAGGGUGCACUAUUACCGUCUUUACCUCAGUGAAGUCUUGAAAGCUAUAAAACUUGAUGGAUGUAAUGUCAAAGGCUUCACAGCUUGGGCCUUGAUGGAUAACUUAGAGUGGGAUCAGGGUUUCAAUGAAAAGUUUGGGCUUCACUAUGUUAAUUUUAGUGACCCAAGUCUUCCACGUAUACCUAAAGCAUCUGCCCAGUUUUAUAAAACUCUGAUUGCUGACAAUGGUUUCAAGCCUGGCUACACACAACCUGGUGGAUGGGGUACAGCAGUGGCUCUCACUGACAACUUCCUGUAUGGCAAAUUUCCAGAGUCUUUCAGUUGGGGCAUGGCAACAGCUAGUUACCAGAUAGAAGGAGGAUGGAAUGAAGAUGGUAAAGGUGAGAGUAUAUGGGACAGACACAGUCAUACACCUGGUCGAGUACAAAAUGGUGAUACUGCAGACAUUACUUGUGACAGCUACCACAAGUUAGAGGAUGAUAUACGAAUAUUAAAAGAUCUUGGGGUGACACAUUAUCGUUUUUCCAUAUCUUGGUCCAGAGUCAUGGCUAAUGGACUACCUCCCUCUAAUCCUGCUGGAGUGGCUUACUAUAAAAGACUUAUUGAUAGGCUUACUGAGCUGGGUAUAACACCAAUGGUGACUCUAUAUCAUUGGGAUCUACCCCAAGCCUUGCAAGAUAAAGGUGGUUGGUUGAACCCAAAUAUUACAAGUUGGUUUAGAGAUUAUGCUGACCUUUGUUUUACAGAAUAUGGCUCUAAAGUUAAAAAAUGGAUUACAUUCAAUGAGCCCUGGGUCUUCACCAUUGCUGGUUAUGGUAGAGGAAAUGAUCCACCAGGACAAACUGACAUGAAGAAUGGGCCCUACAGGGCAGGGCAUAAUGUAUUGAAAGCUCAUGCUGAAGCAUAUCAUUUGUAUUAUGAUAAAUUUAAAGCCACACAACAAGGUGAAGUUGGCAUAGCAUUGAACAGUGACUGGUUUGAACCCCGAGACCCUGUGAACCCUAGUGAUAUUAGGGCAUCAGAGCGACGCCUUCAGUUCUGGAUGGGCUGGUUUGGUCAUCCUAUCUUCAUCAAUGGUGACUAUCCUGAUGUGAUGAAAGAAUAUGUUUUAAAUGCUAGUCUUGAGGAAGGUUUAAAAACAUCUAGACUCCCAGAAUUUACUUCUGAACAAAAACAAAGGAUCAAAGGUACUGCUGAUUUUUUGGGCAUCAACCAUUACACAAGUACAGUAGUGUAUGAAGGAGAAGGGACUGAUCCUGGAUAUUUCAAUGAUCAGAAAGUUUUAGAAUCUAAAGAUCCUUCAUGGCGCACUUCCUAUUGGCCAUAUUCUUUCAUUAAUCCACUUGGUAUGAGGAAGAUUCUAAAUUGGAUGAGAAAAGAGUAUGGAAAUGUAACAAUAUACAUCACAGAGAACGGGGCAGGUGAUGGCAAUGGAACCUUAAAUGACAACCAUAGAAUACUCUACUUGCAAGAUUAUAUAAAUAAUGUACUUAAAGCUAUUCAACUGGAUAAGAUUAACAUCAAGGGCUACACGUUGUGGUCUCUCAUGGACAACUUUGAAUGGUCUAGUGGUUAUUCUGUCAAAAUGGGCUGCUACCAAGUCAAUUUCAGUGACCCUACAAGGACAAGAACUCCCAAGUCAUCGGCCAGAUACCUGUAUGAGCUAUUCAGGUCCAACGGCUUUAUUCAAGGUAGUGCUACAGACCCAAAAGUCAGAGAAGGUCUCAAGUAUGAGGAUUCAUUUUACUAUGGUCAGUUUCCAGAUGAAUUUUCAUUUGGUGUUUCAUCAGUUGGUGUUGAUGUUCAGAGUAUAGUUUCAAGUGAAGGCAAAACUUUAAGUACAUGGAGCUUACUAGCAAAUGUAUCCCAUGUCACGCACAGUCUGAUAGAUGUAGGGAGUGAAUUUGCUCAGGAUAUCUCUGCUCUCUCUAAUAUCAAAGCAGAGCAUUACUACUUUACCAUUACCUGGUCACGUCUGCUUCCUGAUGGCAAGUCUGCAGGUGUAAGCCCAACUGGUGUCAAUUACUACUUGACUCUCAUAGACCAACUGCUGGAUGCUGGGAUAGUACCAAUAGUGGCAAUCAAUCAGUGGGAUUAUCCAAGUGCUUUGCAUAACACUAAUGGUUGGCUGAAUGACACUAUGGUUGAUGAGUUUAUUUUCUUAGCCAAAACAUGUUUUGAUUACUUUGGAAGUAAGGUGAAAUAUUGGGUGACCUUCUCUCUUCCUGAAUACACCCCAUAUGUCAUGUCCUUAUUCAGCAAGGCACAAGUGUAUAAGGUAUACAGUAACAUUUUAUUGGCACAUGCUAGAGUCUACCAACUCUACUCAUCAAACUACAAGGCAGCUCAAGAAGGUCAACUUGGAAUUUCUUUACAACCAGCCAUUGGUCAACCAAUCAACCCAAAUGACCCCAGUCAUGCAGCUGAAGCUUAUACCCUUAUAGAUUACAGCUUUGGCCUAUUUGCUGAUCCAAUUUACUUGGAUGGAGAUUUUUCAUCAGAAGUGAAACAAGUUGCUGGCUCUAACUUGAAGCAGUUGUCAGAGUCUGAGAGACAGCUGAUUAAAGGUAGUGCUGACUUCUUUGGUCUGGAAUACUAUGGCACUAUGGAAGUUGGAAGAGAUGGAUAUGGACAAUUAUAUCCUAACUUGUCUGGAGUAAAUCCCAAAGGUCUACGCAGACUUCUGGAUCUUGUACAAGGGCGCUAUGGCAACAUCCCCAUAAUGAUAACUGGAAAUGGUUUUGGAGAGACUUCAGACAAUGAGUCAGACAGCUUGAGAUCCAGUUUUUUAAUUCAACAUGUGGAUGAAAUUCUAAAAGCAGUCACUCUUGAUGGUAUCAAUGUGAAAGGCUACACCUACAGAUCUUUAACUGAUUCUUUUGAAUUUAAUUCACUUUAUUCACUCAAGUAUGGAUUGGUCAAGGUGGACUUCACUGAUCCCAGUCAUUUGAGGACAUUUAGAGAUUCAUCUAAAACUUUUAGGGAAAUCUCAGAAAACCAUGGCAUUUUAAAGUGAUGCCAUUUUGUUUAUACCAUAGACACUCUGCCUACACUACAUAAGUGAUAAGUGUGGACAAGUUGUUUUGUAACUAAAAAUGUUUCAUGUUGUUUUCUGUUAAUGAGACAAUAAAAUGCAUUUAAAAAA
Messenger RNA from Biomphalaria glabrata, 5990 nucleotides. Its product is annotated as lactase/phlorizin hydrolase-like. Gene Ontology annotation, molecular function: beta-glucosidase activity. Gene Ontology annotation, biological process: carbohydrate metabolic process. The transcript has 37 exons. The record is from RefSeq and is a predicted model, not a curated record. Lineage: Eukaryota; Metazoa; Mollusca; Gastropoda; Planorbidae. The coding region runs from base 78 to 5861 and encodes 1927 amino acids.